AUGGAGGCAGCUGAACAGGACAUUAAGAAGCUCAGCACCUCCGAUGCGGGAAUUCAAAAGAAAGAAAUCUUUAAAAGAUGUGCGGGCCUUCCAUUGACUGCAAAAAUGAUGGGUCAGAUCGUCAAAAAACAACAGGCAGAGGCAGCAGCUCAAAAUGGAAGCAAUCAACAACUCCCAGUACUGGGAGCAGCUCCGAAUGGAAGCCUUCAACAAUUCCCAGAUCAGGAAGGUGCGCCAAAUGGAAACAAUCAACAACAGGCAGAGGGAGCAGCUCAAAAUGGAAGCAAUCAACAACUCCCAGUGGGAGCAGCUCCGAAUGGAAGCCUUCAACAACUCCCAGAUCAGGAAGGUGCUCCAAAUGGAAACCAUCAACAACUGGCAGAGGGAGCAGCUCCAAAUGGAAGCCUUCAACAACUCCCAGAGGACGGUGCCCCAAAUGGAAGCCAUCAACAACACCCAGAUCAAGAAGGUGCCCCAAAUGGAAGCCUUCAACAAAAUGGAAGCCAUCAACAACACCCAGAUCAAGAAGGUGCCCCAAAUGGAAGCCUUCAACAAAAUGGAAGCCUUCAACAACUCCCAGAGGGAGAAGCUUCAAAUGGAAGCGGACCGUAACAGUAUUCUAUAUUGUAGUUCCUGCUUCUCUUGCUUUUGAUGUAUCUUCUUCAAAGUGUUUAGCUUUAUGUUGUCAUUUCCUUUUGAAAUCAGAUAAAUGUUGCCUU
This is a messenger RNA of Corylus avellana, 719 nucleotides long. The record is from RefSeq and is a predicted model, not a curated record. NCBI's taxonomy places the organism in Eukaryota, Viridiplantae, Streptophyta, Magnoliopsida, Fagales, Betulaceae.